GGUGUGGUGCUGAAGAGACAACUCUCCUCUCCUUUCCGCUCAGUCAGACAGCCGCUCGCUCGCUCUCUCGGUUGGUCCUGCAGCCAUCAGCUGGUCCGUGGACGCUGGAUUUCACCGCCGGAAAGAUCCAUUAUUGGCGCUCAGCACCCACACAAGACCAAAAAAGAACAAUUUGGACCGUAGCACCGUCUCCGUAUCACCUGAAGCCCAUGUGGAAGAGAUUUCCAACAACUCACUUUCUUCAGGUCCUGAGGGUGUUUAAUGGCUGCCCCCUCCCAAGGUCGUUGGAGUCCUUGCAAUCAUAGAUCCAUCAUCAACGGAAACCGUCUCAUCAUGGAAACCCCCUACCUGCAGACUGCGCUCCUUGCCCCCCCCUGUAGUGGGUGUGAUUGCUGAGGGAGGGGUAGUGAUACUGAGACAAGGUUGUCUGUGAAGAUAAAAAUCAUCCAAACCAUGUAGUGUACCUCUCUCCAAGGAGGGGGGAGGGUCUAUAUUUGAGUCUGAUUUAUUUUUGAUUUUUUUCUGUUUAUGCAAUCUUUAGAACAGAUUUGUGUUUGCUUGUUUAAGUAGUGUAUGUGGGUGUAGCGUGAGGUGAGGAGAAAGUGACAGAGAGGAAGAAAGAUAGCAAAAGAAAAGAGAUGGUCCUCCACACCACCCCUUACUCCAGUGCCUGUCUGCACUUCUUGGAUGGCUUGUCGUGGAGCCUGGUGUUUCCCUGCUACUGGCUCCUGGACCGGCUCCUGGCCUCCUGCGUGGCCACCUCACUGGAAAAGCACCAACGCUCCCAGGACCCCUGCUCCUUCCUUACCUUGUGUGUCCUGAUCUCUGCACCCCUUUACCUGCUCCUCCUCCUUGCCUCCUUGCCCUUUGCACUGCUGGGCUUCAUCAUCUGGGCUCCCCUGCAAGUUGUCCGCCAGCCCUACUUGUACACCUAUUGCAGACCAGACAAACACCAGGCUGAGCAGGGCCAGGCUGGACCAGGGGCUUUUGGCAUUGGGGAAUGGAGGCCACAGGGCAGAAGUUUCUGCUUCUGCAGUGCCAACGUAUGUCUGCUGCCAGACUCCCUGGCCAGGUUCAACAACCUGUCAGACACACACAGGAGAGCCAGGGAGGUGGGGAAGAGGAUCCGCAAUGGCGCAAGUCGGCCUCAGAUUAAAAUCUACAUCGACUCACCUACCAACACUUCCAUAAGUGCGGCAUCCUUCAGCAGCCUUGCCACAGGUUUCCGUCGUACCUCCUCUCUGGACCAGCGUCCAGACCUAACACACACCACCAACGGCCCAGCUGACACUGAAACUGAACCCCUCACCGAGUGCCCAAUUCACCCCUCAGGUGCCACCGACUGCCCUGUUCACCCCUCUGCAGGAGACCAGGGCUCCUCUGACUGCCCCCUCCACCCAAAUGGAGCAGACGCAACAGCAGACUGCCCCCUUCACCCUGCAGGGACUAACAGCAGCUCAGACUGUCCUGUUCACAGCUCAGGAGAGGCUCCAGACUGCCCCAUGCAUUCCACGGGGACUCAGAGUGGCCAAGGCUAUUAUGACUGUCCCAUGCAUGAAGAAGGGACCCAGACAAAAACAUCCCCAGACUGUCCACUUCACACCUCAGGGGUUCAAAUCAGCAUCAGCGCCCCAGAGCCGGACCCACAGGAAGAGGAGGCCGAAACAGGGAACCAUCGGCCUGGGGAGCUGGCAGGGGGAGACACAGGAAGCAUGACUGCCUCCAGGGAAUCCCUCACUCGUUACCAUGGUGGUGACGGUGGUGUAGGGAUAUCCUCCAAUAACACUCUCUCUCACGUCCCUCGCACAUCAGUCUUUAAACGGCCUGGACGAAAACGCCGCCAUGGAGAUGAGACAUUUGACCAUGAGAUCUCUGCCUUUUUCCCUGCCAACUUGGAUUUCCUGGCUCUGCAAGAAGUUUUUGAUCACGGAUCGACGACUAGACUGCGGCGACAGUUGCAUCGCUACUUCCCCUAUGUGUUGAGUGAUGUUGGCCAGUACGGCUGGAAAGGCUGCUGCUCAAGGUUUAAAUUCCUGAACAGUGGGCUACUGCUGGCCAGCCGCUACCCUAUCCUGGAUGCACGGUUCGAGAGCUACCCCAACGGGAAGGGGGAGGACGCACUGGCAGCUAAGGGGGCACUGUUUGCCAAGGUUCACGUGGGCACCUCCCAUCAGGAACAAAGGGUUGUCGGAUAUAUCACGUGUACCCACCUCCACGCCAUAGAAGGUGAUGCAUCUGUGCGUUGUGAGCAGCUUGACCUGUUGCUCCAGUGGGGGGCUGAGUUUCGCCAAUCCUCAUCCCAAACACCUGAAGGAGAGAAGGAGGAAGAGUUGGUUGCCUUUGAUGUCAUCCUGGGAGACCUCAACUUUGAUAACUGCUCUUCAGAGGACAAGCUGGAACAGCAGCAUGCACUUUUUACUCAUUACAAGGACCCAUGUCGCCUGGGGCCAGGGGAGGACAAACCAUGGGCUCUGGCUUACAGAUACGGAUGACAUGGAGCAGCACCACCGGAGAUCAUGGAAGUAGCACAGCAAAUUACGACCAAAGGCGAUGACAAAGAAGUGGAGCCAGAGACUAAUCGGUGAAAAUGAUAAGAAACAUGAGUUUGUCUGCACUGUGAUGCAUUUUAAUGUGUCAUUCAACAGGUACUUUACUGGAUCCCAGUGGCCUUUAUGACGACGAGGUCAGUUCACCUGAAAGUUUACAGAAGUAAGUCACAUACACUAACUUGUUUUCUUCACUUAGAAUACCAUUGACAUGCACUGACUUACACUCAUUCACAUUCAACCACUACGUGCUUUAAUCCCAGUAUACACUGUUUAUAUUGGGCUGUCCCAGACAAAAGAUGACCAACGUCAAAGAAAUGUGGCGAUAUCUUUGGUCGUGGCUCUAAAACAGUGGUCCUACAUCGCACAGUGAGAGAGGUUUAAGGAUGGCUGUUGUCAUGGUUUUGCAAUCAAAGACAGCCUGGGAUAAAAUUCUGACAGUGCCGAAAAUUUGUAAUGACCAUCUCAUGGUGACAAUCUAUGUCUACUGACCAAUAGAAAUGCAGCAUGAAAUGACGCACUGAUUAUCAUGAUAACGCGAAAUGCUAGUACAUGCUAAUAAAUACAUACUUUGAGCUCUUGUUGCACAACCACGACCGCGUCCACAUUCUCCUCCCCCUUUUCCUCUUCAGACUUUUUCAACACAUAAAUGCCACGAUAGCAAGGGCUUCAUUCAUGUUUGUUUUUAUUUUUCUCUUACCACUACAGCAGUGUACAUGGAUGAUGCACAACAAUGACGUUCUGUUCUUGCAUAUUGAUGAUCAUGGACGUACGUCCUGGCAUGGAAUUCAGUAGGCGCUGUCGUCAUACAGUCUGCAUACAUCAAACUUGAUGUCAUACCCAAGUGUAUUAGAUCCAUGUCGCAUAGUGUAGCUGCACUAAACUUAUAAGAUUGCUACAAUCUCACAGUCUGUAGGAGGCUUUAGACCAACCCUUAUCUAAUUCAAAUGUCUUAACCCUAAUAUUUAGAUUUAGAGUGGGUCCCUCAUUCAUUCUCUAACUUAACAUCAACAGUAGCAUCUCUAACUCAAUUAUCAGAAUCAGAAUCAGAAAUGGUGGCACGGUGGUGUGGUGGUUAGCACUCUCGCCUCACAGCAAGAGGGUUGCUGGUUCGAUCCCGGGUGUGGGAGCCCUUCUGUGCGGAGUUUGCAUGGGUUCUCUCCGGGCACUCCGGCUUCCUCCCACAGUCCAAAGACAUGCAGAUUGGGGACUAGGUUAAUUGGUAACUCUAAAUUGUCCAUAGGUGUGAAUGUGAGCGUGAAUGGUUGUUUGUCUCUAUGUGUCAGCCCUGCAAUAGUCUGGCGACCUGUCCAGGGUGUACCCUGCCUCUCGCCCGAUGUCAGCUGGGAUAGGCUCCAGCCCCCCCGCGACCCUCAAGAGGAUGAAGCGGUUAGAAGAUGAAUGAAUGAAAGAAUCAGAAAUACUUUAUUGAUCCCCGAGGGGAAAUUGUUUAUGUUACAGUUGCUCCUUGCAAGAGAGGAAAGAUACGUGAAAAUAUAAGAAAUUUAAACAUUAGUAUUAACAAAUAUAGAGUUAAAUAAACAGGAAUUAUUAACAAACAUAAACUUAAAUAAAUAUAUAUAUAUACAUAUAUAUAUAUUGUAAACUGAACAAGAUUAUUUACACAAACAAAAUAUAUACAGUCAGGGUGAAUGGGGUUAUUGCACAAGUUAGAUUAAAUUAUUGCAGUGUGUGAAAUAGUCACAGGGCCACUCAGAGGGAGGAGUUGUACAGUUUGAUGGCCACAGGCAGGAAUGAUUUCCUGUGGCGCUCAGUGGUACAUCUUGGUGGUAUGAGUCUCCCACUGAAAGUACUCUUGUGCCUGACCAGCACAUGGUGGAGUGGGUGUGAGACAUUGUCCAAGAUAGUUCGUAGCUUAGACAGCAUCCUCCUCUCUGACACCACCAUCAGAGAGUCACACUCCAUUCCCACGACGUCACUGGCCUUGCGGAUCAGUUUGUUGAGUCUGUUGGCGUCCGCCACCCUCAGCCUGCUGCCCCAGCACACAACAGCAUAGAGGAUAGCACUGGCCACCACAGACUCAUAGAAAAUCCUGAGCAUAGUCCGGCAGAUGUUGAAGGACCUCAGUCGCCUCAGAAAAUAGAGAUGGCUCUGGCCCUUCCUGUAGAGAGCAUUAGUGUUCUUGACCCAGUCCAGUUUAUUGUCAAUGUGUACCCCCAGGUACUUAUAGCUCUCCACAAUGUCCACACUGACCCCCUGGAUGGAAACAGAGAUCACCGGUGUCUUGGUCCUCCUCAGAUCCACCGCCAGUUCCUUUGUCUUUGCCACGUUGAGCUGCAGAUGGUUCUGCUCACACCAUGUGACAAAGUUAUCCACAACAGCCCUGUACUCAUCCUCAUCACCCUUGGUGAUACAUCCAACUAUAGCAGAGUCAUCAGAAAACUUCUGAAGAUGGCAGGUCUCAGUGCGAUAGCUGAAGUCCGUGGUGUAGAGGGUGAAGAGGAAGGGAGAGAGGACAGUCCCCUGCGGGCCCCAGUAUUGCUGACCACUCUGUCUGACACACAGUGUUGCAAGCGCACAUACUGUGGUCUGCCAGUCAAGUAGUCUACAAUCCAGGACACCAGGGGGGCAUCCACCUGCAUUGCUGUCAGCUUGUCACCCAGUAGAGCUGGACGUAUGGUGUUGAACACACUAGAGAAGUCAAAAAACAUGACCCUCACAGCGCUCGCCGGCUUAUCCAAAUGGGUGUAGACACGGUUGAGCAGGUAGAUGAUGGCGUCCUCAACUCCAAGUCGGGGCUGAUAGGCGAACUGGAGGGGGUCCAAAAGUGGCUUGACCAUGGGCCGGAGCUGCUCCAAGACGAGUCUCUCCAGGGUCUUCAUGAUGUGGGAGGUCAAUGCCACGGGUCUGUAGUCCUUGGAGCCACUGGGACGCGACGUCUUUGGCACAGGAACGAGGCAGGAUGUCUUCCACAGCAAGGGGACCCUCUGGAGACUCAGGCUCAUGUUAUUAUUAUUGUUUAUUAUUGUAAUGAUAUUAACAGAUUGUAAUAUCUUUGACAGAAAUGAGAUGUCACUCAGAAGCUGCAGAAUUGCCUAACCAUUUCUGACAUGCUGUAUAUGCUGUAUUACAGGAGCUGCAUUCUACCAGAAGUGAAUGUGUAUUGAUUAUACUGACAGUGCCUUCCACUAGUUUGCAAAAGAUGUUUGUGGAUGCCACAAGAAUGUAACAUUGCAACUCUACAUCCUGGCCGAUAGCUGACCUUUGACAUAAGCACUCCACUCCACUAUUUCUGGUCUCUUCUUUUUACCACAGAUGGUCACAGUAUAUAUCUGACUGCCUUUGAACGCUUGUUGUUUUAUUACUAGCUGUUUUUUGACUGCAGUGCAAUUCCAGGGCUACAUCCUUUGUCAAAACAUCAGUUUUCUGAUCCCUUCCCAUUCCUGUUUGUGUCUGUCAGAGUGAUGGAGAACGAGGAGGGGAGAAAGGAGUACCUGGUGUUUCCUCCCAGUAAGAGCCAGUGUCCUGCCAGCAGUCAGAAGGGGAGGAAGAUCCCACUGAAGGGCAACGGACGCCGGAUUGACUACAUGCUCUACAGC
Messenger RNA from Epinephelus fuscoguttatus (brown-marbled grouper), 6106 nucleotides. RefSeq names its product sphingomyelin phosphodiesterase 3 (gene smpd3). Lineage: Eukaryota; Metazoa; Chordata; Actinopteri; Perciformes; Serranidae. Gene Ontology annotation, cellular component: cytoplasm; extracellular region. Gene Ontology annotation, molecular function: sphingomyelin phosphodiesterase activity. The coding region runs from base 639 to 2492 and encodes 617 amino acids. The transcript is spliced from 8 exons. The record is from RefSeq and is a predicted model, not a curated record. Gene Ontology annotation, biological process: sphingomyelin metabolic process.